This is a messenger RNA of Volvox carteri f. nagariensis, 652 nucleotides long. RefSeq names its product component of cytosolic 80S ribosome and 60S large subunit (gene rpl37). Gene Ontology annotation, cellular component: cytosolic large ribosomal subunit; ribosome. NCBI's taxonomy places the organism in Eukaryota, Viridiplantae, Chlorophyta, Chlorophyceae, Chlamydomonadales, Volvocaceae. Bases 26 to 310 code for a protein of 94 amino acids. The transcript has 5 exons. Gene Ontology annotation, biological process: translation. Gene Ontology annotation, molecular function: RNA binding; structural constituent of ribosome. The record is from RefSeq and is a predicted model, not a curated record.
CCUCUAUUGGUAAAACGACCCCAAAAUGGGAAAGAAGGGCAAGGGUACCGGAAGCUUCGGUAAGCGCCGCAACAAGACGCACACGUUGUGCCGUCGUUGCGGUCGCACCAGCUACCACAACCAGAAGCACGUCUGCUCGGCUUGCGGCUACCCGGCAGCCCGCAAGCGGACCUACCAGUGGGGGCAGAAAGCCAUCGGCCGCAAGACGACCGGUACCGGCCGCAUGCGGUACAUGAAGACGCUUGCCCGGCGGUUCAAGAACGGCUUCCGCGAGGGAUCAGAGGCCAAGCCCAAGGCUUCGACUGCCUAAACAUGGGAACAGCGUGUGUCGCUGAUAUUGUAACAAACGACAUGUGCUAGCUGUCUCUCAACUCUGGGCCCUAUGGGAGCGAGCGAGCACAAUGCACGGGAGCAUGGACAGCGGCUCGGAAAGGCUCCGGAAGCUGCUUGUGGGACGCCAGAAGUGGCAGAAGCUCAGAAAGCGCAAUAUCGCCCAUGGUUGCGGAUCCAGGAGCAGGGUGGCGCAGCUAUGUUGAGCCCGACAAAAAUCUUAACACCUUAGGCUUACGUAAAAUAUACAACCAAUUCUUUAGUACGAUGCUGGAUCCGCUAUUGCAUAUAAAGGAAAAUUAACUGUUAACGCUCUUAUGGA